AUGAAGGGAGUUGAGCUCGUGGAUAAACUUCUAGCAGAAGAAAAACGACCAGUUGAAGAUGAAAUUUCAAAGAAAUACUUUUUCAAAUUCAUCCGGCGAACAAUCCGCGCUCCACGCCCUGGGCUCAUGAUUUGGAUUUGGCGAAACUGCACUCCUCUCCGCUUACCCCAGUCAUCUUAUAAUCUGAUUGUCAAAAAAGCGGGCCAGCAAAUUUGGGGCGUAACGCUGUUUUUGCUUUUCUUUCUUGUUUUCUAUGGAAUACUUGGCGUUCAAUUAUUUGGCAAUUUUGAGUACCAUUGUGUUCGAAGAAAAUCAAAUCGAGGAGAGAGUCAAGAAAAGUAUUUCAAACGACUUUUGGAAGGAGAUGUUUCGUAUGGAGAUCUUGCCAUUCCUGAUCGCCACUGCAGCCCUUUCGCCAAGCUUGGAGAACAAGGGUCCUGCCCGCCAAAGCUCACCUGCCAGAAACUUGGCCUUAACGCAACUCAACGAGGCUGCACCGGCUUUGAAAACAUCAUCACAUCCGUCAAGACCGUCUACGAAGCUGCUAGUCAGGAAGGGUGGAUCUAUUUGAUGUACAAUACCACAGAUGCGUAUCCGGUUUGGCACGGCUAUGUUUACUUUAUUUCCAUGAUUUUCUUCCUUGCUUGGCUCGUCAAAAACGUUUUCAUUGCAGUUGUCAUCGAGACCCUUCAUCGAUACGAGCUUUUUCUGGUGAUCAUCGGAACAGUUGGUCUUCCUCUUUCCCGACUUCAAGCUUGGUCCCCUUAUUUUCGCUGCGUUCCUGUUCUCCGAACUCCUCGAUUGAUCCGCGUUUCAAGCCGUUUAGAAUGUUUCAUCGCGAAGAUCUUCGGCCCAGGGAAGAAGAUGGUCCUCUUACUUGCUGGAAGUCUUUCGAUUAUUCUCUGCAUGGCAAUGGUUUCUAUGCAGCUUUUUGCUACAGACACUUGCGAGCCUCUUUCGACAGAACUUCAUCGAAACCAUUUUUGCGAUUUUCCAAGAGCGGCGAUGGCCAUGUUUCAGAUUUUGACGCAGGAAGAUUGGGUUGAUGUGAUGAAUCAUACGAGCUCUGGAACUUCACAGCCCUUUGUCAUCAUGUAUUUUAUUUUCUACCAUUUCUUCGCCACAACAGUUUUACUCUCUGUUUUCGUCGCCGUCAUCCUAGACAACCUCGAGCUCGAAGAAGAAUUGAAAAAGAUCAAACAAUUGAAAAUGCGACAGAUUUCUGCCGACAAAGGCGAAAAACUACCAUGGAGAAUCCAGCUCUUCAAUCGUUUUCCGAAUCGGCCUCAAAUGGUCGAGUCAGCAGCACAAGUUGGAAUCAAGCUUCGGGCUUCAGUGCUCGCUUCGUUUAUUGAGCGGGAGAAUGCAACUCCUCUUGAUCAGAUGAGUGUUCACCGAAACAAGAACAAUAAAAGAAAAGUCAAGUCGACAGGCGAUCCGAUCAAAGACAUCAUCAACAACGAAAUCAACAGAAGACUUCUAAUUGGAAGACGAAUGGAAGAAGCAAAUCAGCAAGCUCGUCAACUCUUCCGCGCGGGAUCGAAUCUCAAAUCCUCCGAACUGACCGAGCCAAGCGCGAAUAUAUCCCGCCAAGCUCCUCAACACCGCAGUACGAAUUUCCAACUUCCUGCUUCGGCUGACAAUCUCCGCUUACUCCACCAUCGAGCGAAAGAAGCGCGAAACAGAAAAGCGAGAAUCCUCCGAGAGCUUGAAGAAAAUCAUCCGUUUUUCGACAAGCCGCUUUUUAUCAUCCCUCGACACGGGAAAUUCAGAAACUUUUGCAAAAAUCUCGUCGAUGCUCAAUACAACGCGAGGGACAAAAUUUCAGUCGGGUCGGGUUAUUUCUCCAUUGGAGGCUUCUCGUUGUUGGAGCUGAUUGCGUUGAUUCCGUAUAUUGAUUGGUUUAUGCUUUUCAUGACGAUUGUAUCGACAUUGUUUAUGCUUACGGAAAACCAUCAAAACCGACUCAUUGACAGAAAUAAUUUGGAAUUACGAUUGAUGGAGUGGAUAUUCUUGACAUGCAUGACAUUGGAGCUUGGAAUCAAGGCCUGCGCAAAGGGAUUGAUUUUCACUCCGAAUGCGAUUCUAGCGAGCGCUGGUGGUGUGAUCGACCUACUCGUCUGGAUCGGGAGCAUUGGAACAAUUUUCCUCCCUGAGCAUGUUUCAUCCCCCUCCUUCGGCUACAAGCUCCUCUGUCUACGGUGCCUAAGACCUGUGAGAAUUUUUAAACUUCUCCCUCCAGUUCGAAAAGUUGCAAAAGAAUGCCUCUCUGGAUGGAAAGAAAUUCUCAUGGUUAGUGUCAUUCUUUCCGUGUUGCUUUUUGUCUUUGCUGCUUUUGGUGUCGUGCUCUUUGGAGAUGGAAAAUUGAAGAAAUGCAACGAUUUCACGAUACAUAGCGAGGCAAAUUGCACCGGCUUCUUUUUCCAAAAAAUUCUAGUUUCGAAUGAGCUGCAUUUGAAUAACGACAUCAAUCCGAGAAAACUAAUGGUGCCAAGGGCCUUUGUUAGCCCGCGAAAUUUCAACUUCGACACGAUGGAGAACUCAAUGCUGACGCUCUUUGAAGUCUUGAGCCUCAAGGGUUGGGUAGAAGUGCGAGAUGUGAUGAUUAACCGCAUCGAGCCAUGGUGGGUUCCGCUGAUUUAUAUCCAUAUUUUUGCCAUCCUCGGUUGGCUUAUCGGGCUCACGCUCUUCAUCGGCGUCGUCGUGGCGAACUACAACGAGAACAAAGGAACCGCUCUUCUGACUGUUGAUCAGCGACGCUGGGAAGAUCUCUCCCGUCGGCUGAGGAUCGUCCAACCUCUUCAUCAGCCACCACGUCCAGAAGACGAAGGCGUUCGUGCCCGAUGCUACGACAUUUCGCAGCACACGACUUUCAAGAGGACCAUUGCUUUUUGCGUUCUAGCGAAUUCUUUUCUCCUUUCGCUCAAAUGGGAAGGUGAUGAAGCGAAAUUCCUCGCCUGUGGACAUUGCGCUAUUUCCGUCAUUUUCAUUCUAGAAGUGAUCAUCAAGCUGAUUGGAAUGGGAUUCAAGGGCAUGUGCGAGAGCUUUCGAAAUUUAGCGGACAUGUGCAUGGCGGUUCUAUCCAUUCCCUGGAUGAUUGUUUAUAUUGUCACUUAUGAGACGCCAGGGAUUUUGCCAGAAACUGGAAAGGAGCUGGCCAUUUCUCAUGCUCCAUUCAAUGCUACUUCAGGUGCAAUUAGCACGAUGGAUUGGUGGAGAGAGUCGAACUACAAAUAUGGAGUGACGCUGAUCUUAUUUCGAUUUUUGUUUAUUUGUGGCAAACAUAAUACGCUGAAAAAUCUGAUCAUGACGAUCGCGGUCUCUGUCUACAAAUCCUUCUUUAUCAUUCUCGCCAUGUUCCUCCUUCUCUUGUGCUACUCUCUCUUGGGAGUCCUGCACUUCGGAAGCGUCAAAUACGGCGAAAUGGUCAAUCGACACGCCAACUUUCAAAGCGGUCCCCGAGCAGUCAUCACUCUCUUUCGAAUCGUCACCGGAGAAGACUGGAAUAAAAUCAUGCACGACUGUAUGGCCGAAAAAUACUGCUAUCCGUCGGGCAAUCGGGAUUAUUGGUUGGGAAAUUGCGGCAGCUACGCGUCGUCGCUGUUCUUUUUCUGCUCGUUUUAUGUCAUUAUUGCGUAUAUUAUGCUGAACUUAUUGGUGGCUAUUAUUGUGGAGAACUUCUCCUUGUUCUAUUCGGCUGAAGAUGAUACCGGAAUGCUCUCACAGAAUGACAUUAGAGUCUAUCAGCAAACUUGGAACAUAAUCGACAUCAAACGAAAAGGCCAAAUUCGAGUCAAAUACCAAGUUCGUCUUCUACUUCGGCUUCUUCGCUUCCGACUGACUGUAAAUAUCCAGGACAGGUUACUGUUCAAGCACAUGUGUUGUGAGCUAGAACAAACAUGUCGCUCGGAAAUGGUGUCUUUUUAUGAAGUUUUGAUGAUGAUUGCUUACCGUUCAGUGGACAUAAGGAAAUCCCUGCAGCUGGAAGAAUUGAUCCAGCGAGAACAGCUUGAAGCUACCAUCGUUAAGGUUUUAGAAGAAGCUAGAAAUGCUUCAAUUCAAUUAAGAAAGAUCUUUUUAAAGCCGAUUAAAGACGAAGAAGUAGCAAAAGAAACGAUCAAAAACUGGCUCGAGCGCUGCGUAAGAAGAAAACGAGUCCAUCGAAAAUCGACUGGAAAGUUCGAACAUCCCAACGCUCGAAAUAUCGAUAACGUCCAGCGACCAGUAAUUGUCGAGAGCUGUUCGAGCCCCAGUGGAAUGGAUCAGCUGUCGCGACAAGAAAGUGUUGAUGGGGAACGACCAAAAUUGUACCGACAAGAGUCUUUGGCGAUUUCUGGCGACUCUGUCGAAGCGAAUUGGAUAAUCAAGAAUCCGUUUCAAGGGCGACCUCCUCCGCCACCAAUUCCGACUGAUAUUUCUGAUUGAAAAGUUGCGUACAAAUUCUCCGACCAGCUGCUCUUCGAUUCCAUCGUCGUGCACCGGCUUCAGCGAGCCGAGGCGGAGACCAUUUUCCGGGUCAUUUCCGGCGGAGAAGAGGUUGUGACACCAGCGCACAUCGCGAAUCAAGUUUUCGGUCGUAAAGCUGAAGUUAUCGCGCCUGUGAUUGAGAAGCUCUGCGUUCAGGUCACCGGAAAGAAUACGAGACUGAAUAUCGACGAUUUCGCGAAGAUUGUCGGAGGAGACGAUGAAGAAUCUUACGAAAACAUUUCUUCUCAGACCCAAUUCGAUAUCUUCGACGCCGACAAAGACGCCACCAUCGACAUUCGCGAGUUCCAGACUUGGAUGAUGAAGCACGGAAAAUUCCUCGACCGGGAAGAGCUCGAAGCCAUCAUUAAAUCCGCCGACGUCGACAGAAACGCCGUCAUCGACCGAACCGAAUUCCUGCAAAUUGUGUGCAAAAAGAUCUUUGUCGAUCAGCUGCUCGAGAGGAGGCUGAUUCAAUGA
Oikopleura dioica is the source of this 4944-nucleotide messenger RNA. NCBI's taxonomy places the organism in Eukaryota, Metazoa, Chordata, Appendicularia, Copelata, Oikopleuridae. The record is from the annotation of a GenBank genome assembly.